AGAACAGGGGAGAGGCUGACCCUGAGAUACACCCUGCAGGCUGCACUUCAGCUGUCAGAGAGAGAGACUGCGAGAGAGAGCGAAAUUGAGGCGAGAUAGGAGAGAGACUGAGAGAUAGAGAGAGAGAGAGAGAGAGAGAGAGAGAGAGAGAGAGAGAGAGAGAGAGAGAAAGAGAGAAAGAGAGAAGGGGAGUGAAAGAGAGAGAGACUGAGUGGGGAAAGAGAGAGGAAGAGAGAGAGGUUUCUUCUCAUUAGCAAGAGUCAAUCGUCAGCCUUGAGAAGGAAAAUUAAUGAAUUAAUGAAUGGCACACACACACUGGUAUGUAUCCUCUGCUCUGAGGAGUGGAAGCAGUACACAUUAGUGAGCACAGUUGUUUGGAUCCUCCUUGCCUGAUCAGAGGGGGGAAAGAGAGAGAACACAAGAGAAACAUCACAAGAGAGACAGAGAGAAAGAAAGAGUCUCCCUCUGCCUCUCCUGCUUCUCCUGGGCUAGUGGCCAGACACUGACUCUGUUGCAUCCUGGAAGAACACAAGCUGAGGAUACCACAAUGCUGCCUUAGACAGAAUGACAGAACACACAGCAACACUUUGGAAGUGCUAUCAGCAGUAUUUCUUUUCCUUCAUUUGUUCAGACAUAAAGAAGAUACAACAUCCCUGCCAGGCUGCCACAAGAAUGACAGUCAGUCGGACAGACGGACAGAGAGCAGCAGUGGUUAUGCAGCUCGGGCUGUAACAGCUGGAGUACUCUCUCUCGCCUGAAGCAAUUGGUUUUAGGAGCUAAGUUCCUCACUACCUCUCAAUCAUUGACUCAUAGUCCUGUAGGAUCUCCUCUCAUACAGAUGGACACAAUACUGCAGUAGUCCCUACAGACUGAGACAGAACAGUACAGCUCCACUUGGAGAACAGUAGAAGGAAACCGUGGAUUCUUCCCUCUCGGAGGGCUGAGAUAUCUGCGAUACCUGUGGUCAGAGACUGGAUUGUUGCCUUUUCCUAUGGAGGAAAGAUUGAUGAUGAAACUGUAUAUCUGAUUCAUUACAACAUACUCUGGUCAUAGAGCCUGGACUCUCCCAGGUGGAUAUUUCCUACACUUCCCUUGGACUUAAGUAGUGAUUCACACUGGAUUGGCUUACUCCCUGUUCGGUGUAUUUGUGUCAGGAUGGAGUGUGUAAAGAAUGUGUCUCUGAUUCUGAGUGUUUUCCUGUUGAGCUCAGCCCAGAGCGUCUACCCCAGAAUACGACUCUCCCAUAAAGAGUUAUGGGAUCUGAACAGGACGUGGGUGUUUCAGGGACCAGGUCCCUCCCUGCAGCCCCAGACCAUGCUGUUGGACGAGGCCCAUGAAAGGCUGUACGUAGGGGCUAAAAACAUCCUGUACUCCCUCAGCCUGGAGAGAGUAAACCACCAACACAGAGAGAUCGACUGGGCCAGCUCUGUGUCGCAGGUAGAAGAUUGUCUGAUGAAAGGCAGAGAGAAGCCAGAGUGUGCUAACUACAUCAAGGUGCUGCAUCGGUAUAACACCACCCACCUGUUGGCCUGCGGAACAGGAGCAUUUAAUCCUCACUGUGCCAAAAUCAGGGUGGGACACACAGGACAGGUCAGGCAGUUUGAACUGGAGGAGCAGAGUAUAGAGAGCGGCAGAGGGAGAUGUCCCUACGACCACAACAGCCCCGUUACAUCCACCCUGGACAGAGGAGAGCUGUAUAUUGGCCUGUACACAGACUACUGGGAGAAUGACGCAGCUCUGUGUCGACUGAACAACCAGAGCUACACACGCACUGAGAGAGACGACAGACAACAGCUCAAUGAGCCUAAGUUUAUUGGGUCAGUGGUGAUUCCUGAUAACAAUGACAGGGAUGAUGACAAGGUCUACUUCUUCUUCACGGAGAGAGGGACGGACGCAGAGGGAGUUAACAAGGCUGUUUACACCAGGGUGGGACGGGUCUGUGCGAAUGAUCAGGGAGGUCAGAGGAUGUUGGUGAAUCGUUGGAGCUCCUUCCUAAAGACUCGUCUCAUCUGCUCUGUGGCUGGACCCAAUGGCAUCGACACACACUUUGACGAGCUAGAGGAUGUAUUUGUGUUGAAGAACAAGGAUGAGAAGAAUCCAGAGAUUUUUGGCCUCUUCAGCACUACAAGUGCUGUGUUCCAGGGCUAUGCGGUGUGUGUGUACCACAUGGAUGAUGUGCGAGCAGCGUUCAAUGGCCAGUUUGCCCACCGGGAGAGACCAGAGCACCACUGGACCCCCUACGAAGGCCGGGUCCCCUACCCACGCCCCGGAUCUUGUGCCAGUGAGGUGAAUGGUGGUGGGUUCUCAGGUUCUAAGGAGUUCCCUGAUGAGGUUCUGCGAUUCGUGCGUUCCCACCCCAUCAUGUUUAGCCCGGUCCUCCCCCUCCACCGCAGACCAGUUCUACUGCAGACAGAGCCAGGGGGGAGGAGACUAACUCAGAUUGCUGUGGACCGUGUCCAGGCCCAGGAUGGACACUAUCAUGUUCUGUAUAUAGGAACAGGCGACUCUGUGGUGUUGAAGGUUAUCACCAUCUACAACAAAGACACAGACACCAUAGAGGAAGUGCUGCUGGAGGAACUGCAGGUGUUCAAGGUCCCUUUUCCAAUAACUGAGAUCAUCAUAUCAGCUAAACGGCAACAGCUAUAUGUGGGUUCUGAGGUUGGUGUGGCUCAGGUGAGGCUCCAUCAGUGUGACCUGUACGGGUCUGAGUGUGCCGACUGUUGCCUAGCGAGGGACCCUUACUGCGCCUGGGAUGGAAUCACCUGCUCACGAUACUACCCUGCUGGGGUUUACACCAAGAGUAGACGAUUCAGGAGACAGGAUGUUCGCCAUGGCAACGCUGUACAGCUGUGCAACGGGCUACAGAUUGAUGUAGGGGAGCAGUACCAGGGUGCAGCGGAGAGGCAGGUGUAUGGGGUAGAGAGUAACAGUACUCUACUAGAGUGUACCCCUCGUUCUCUACAGGCCAGAGUCAUGUGGUACAUACAGAGGGACCCAGACAGAGAGGAGGUCGGAGGUGAUGAGCGUGUAGUUAUCACAACCCACGGGCUGCUGUUCCUGCGUGUUCGGAGCGGGGAUGCUGGUGUGUACGUGUGUCAGACGGUGGAACAUGGCUAUGUCCACACCCUACUGAGGGUCACGCUACACGUGUUGGGAGGGCAGAAGGUUGGGGCCCUGAUACACAGGACAGGGGAGGAGGGGGAGGGAGAGGGGGAGAAAAAAGCAACCUGUCACCUCCCUAUAGAUACCUCUCCAGGCCCCCACCCUGGUUCCAACUCUGACCCAAGUUCCAGGCUACAAGGAGCCCUGCCAGGGUUAUCCUUAGCCCCAGCCCCAGCUCCAGGCCCUACCUCCAGGCUGCCAGGCCCUGGUACUACAUCCAGGCUGCCAGCCCCAGGACCAGGCCCUUCCUCACAGCUGUGGUACAAGGAGUUUCUCCAGCUGAUAGGCUAUGGGGACUCCCAGCAGGUGGAGGAGUACUGUGAGAGGGUCUGGUGCUCAGGGAAGAGACGCAGGAAGACUAAACGCAGAUACACCCAGCCAAUGGAAGUAGGAGAGAGGAAGGGGAGGGGGAAAGGAGACCCACACCGAGCCCCCAGACACACCUUGGACAACUGAGGGGGGAGAGAGUGAGAGGGUAGAGACUGUACAACACACACACACACACUGUGACACUUUUUUUCAGUAGAGAAUACUACAACCAACAAAGCUAAAACGUGGCACUGUCUUCUCUUAGACUUGAACAUAUUGUCUUAUUCCUUCUAAUAUCCAGACUUUGUUAUAUUGUGUUUUUCCUUCCCUGGUUUCUGGUGGAAACCUUGCCACUGGUAGAUAUGCAGAGUGUGUCUCUCCCUGAGUGUCCGUCAGAUCGAAGGCAUGUAGAACAGACUAAUUGUUUGGAACGACGUGGCCUCUGACUUUAAGACCACAGAACUGACAGCAGGCCUCUCUGAGCGGACAAAGGAUUCACAGCCAUGCCAGAUGAACACACAGAUAACAGACAUUCAAACAGAUUCAUUAGAAAUAAAACAUGUGUAUGUUUCUAGAGAUACUCUUGAGCUGCUCGUGGUAAAAACCACUGAUUAGAAAAUACAUAGCGCAUACGCACAUCAAAAAGUAGUGUUUCUUUCUAAUGUGUCUUACUGUAAUUACAUGAUUAUUAUUAUUAUAGGUAUCUGUUUUGAGUUUAGUAGUGCUUUUGAUUUUAUUCAACUGGAAACAGUGCUGUGAUAUUGUUUUACUGUAGAAUUAAAUGUUAACUUUCAUGACGAUGUAGGCGAGUAUUAUCUACCAUACUUUGUCAGAUCAUAUGGUUUAACUUGUGAUUUCAUGUGGUUUCACAUGAGAUUUAGAAUUCUAGGUAAGUUGACAUCAUUGAAUGAUUACAUUCAUGCGGAAUUCUGUGUGUGCGGCUCAGAGAAUAUUCAACAAAGAAUACCACUGAACAAUAAAAACAUCUUGGAGAAUAUUCAACAAAGAAUACCACUGAACAAUAAAAACAUCUUGGAGAAUAUUCAACAAAGAAUACCACUGAACAAUAUAAACAGUUUGGAGAAUCUACUGUUGAUGAUGGAACAUGGAUUCUAUCAAAUGGAAUAGAUGUAACCCCGCAAUAGAAGUUAUAGAUACUUCAUCUGAGUCUUUAGAUAUGAAAUGAUAUCCACAGUGUAUCUCAACAGUGCAUUUCCCCUUCAAUAAAUGUCCAACUUAAAUGUGAA
This is a messenger RNA of Oncorhynchus tshawytscha (Chinook salmon), 4718 nucleotides long. Its product is annotated as semaphorin-3E-like. The record is from RefSeq and is a predicted model, not a curated record. NCBI's taxonomy places the organism in Eukaryota, Metazoa, Chordata, Actinopteri, Salmoniformes, Salmonidae. The transcript is spliced from 17 exons. Bases 1156 to 3618 code for a protein of 820 amino acids. Gene Ontology annotation, molecular function: chemorepellent activity; semaphorin receptor binding. Gene Ontology annotation, biological process: negative chemotaxis; positive regulation of cell migration; neural crest cell migration.